AUGUCGAAGUCCUUGCCGUUGCACCUUUCAGAUCGCAUUCCUCUCGAGGUGUUUGAAGACAUCGUUGACUAUAUGCCCAUAUCUACCUUGCUGGAUGCCGUGUUGGUUUGUCGUGCCUGGCAUUCCCGAGCCAGUCGCCGCCUCUAUUCCACAGUCGUGAUCAAGUCGCGCACGCAGUACGACCUGCUGGUCGAGCAGUCUCGCACGUCGCCUCGCGUCAAGCAAUGGCUUACGACGACCCGCGAUCUCAUAGUCCUUUGUUCCUACAACUCAAAGCGAGAAGGGAUCACCUUCCUCAAUUCCCUGCCUCUCGUCUUCGCCCACACAUUACCUGCUCUCCGAGUACUCGACAUCCGUCGUAUGCUGUGUUAUAACAUGCACCCGACGUUCUACCAUGCCCUCCGUUGCUUCACCCACAUCAUGUCGCUGCGCUUGGAUGAUGCUGUGCUGGGGAAUGUUGCGCAGCUACGGCGGAUCGUCUGCGCGUUUCCGCACCUCGAAGACCUGGCAUUGGACCGGGUGACCUUCAGGCAACCACGUUACGUCAGUUCUCGACCCCCCUAUUGGACAGACACCCCGCUUCGGCCUCAGUCCAAUACACGGCUCAAGGUCCUUACAAUCUCUGCUCAUCCAAAUGCUGGCUCGGACUCCUUCAUCAGCCAAGCCAACUGGCUUGUCACUUCGGCACUGUGUGUCUCUCUCCGCAAUUUGGUUGUACGGUUCUUGUGUAAAGAUGAUCCCUAUCUCAAACUUGCAUGCGAGCAAGUCGAUCGACUCCUCGGGGCAAGCGGGACAUCCUUGACCUCCUUCCAUCGGAUAUAUGACUUUUGGCAUGGUUAUCCCCCGGCCAGAUUCAGCCUCAUCCACAACACAGCCCUGCGUACCUUGAAACUCGACCUGAACAUCCAUCUCAACAGGCCAGACGCUAACUGGCGAGCGGUGGCGACCGAGCUGCACGCUACCCUCUCCACGGUCCGGAGUUCCCAGAUCGAGCACAUCACUAUUGACACCAUGAUCUACUUUACGCUCGGCCGCUUGCCAGCAGACAGGGAGGACUGCAUCCCAUCAUGCGGGGAACUCGAGGCCGACCUGCGCAGUAUGCACGACGUCAUGGUUACGCCGUACUUCGAUGGGCUGAAGGACGUCGGUGUCAAGGUGAAGAUCUGGCACGAUAGGAGACGUAGUGCGGAUUGGGCGGACGACAUCGCGCGAGCGACCGUUCCCGUGUUCUGUCAAUUCCUUAGGCCGUGGCACAAGCGCGGUUUGGUCGACAUCUCAUACACGACUUGGGGUGGGCUGACGACAAUCGGGAGCUGGCCAUAG
Fomitopsis serialis is the source of this 1323-nucleotide messenger RNA. RefSeq lists its product as uncharacterized. Lineage: Eukaryota; Fungi; Basidiomycota; Agaricomycetes; Polyporales; Fomitopsidaceae. The coding region runs from base 1 to 1323 and encodes 440 amino acids. Gene Ontology annotation, molecular function: protein binding. The transcript has 2 exons. The record is from RefSeq and is a predicted model, not a curated record.